AUCGCCCGGCCUUUUGUGCGAAGCGAGCGGCGACGACGCUGGCUCGACGCUACGCUCGAAAAGCGCGGCGAGCGAGGAGGUAAAGCCUGCUUGCACCGGUCGCUGCGCGGAGUCGGCCCGCGAGGUCUCGGCUUGGAGUCGUCGAAAAAGCCGCGCCGCUCUUCACGCCACAAAAGCCGCGCGCGUGCUGGUCCGACAGCGGGCUCUAGUGUGGGUGCUCCUCCCUGUGUGGUUCACCGAGCAGACGACGCCGCGGGCUCGUUGUCGACCUCCGCUUCUCCGUUGACGCGCAACGUUUGCCGAAUUGAAGCGACGGUCCCCCUCCGGUGAUCCACUCGACUCACAAAUGCAUUGACCCGCCUCGGUUGGCGCUCGCGUUUACUGGUGUUGCGCCAGGUGAGCGAACUCCCCACGCACAUUGGGCGGCGUGGUUUGUACGAAGAUCGGUCGGCCCAAGAUUCUUACGGUGCUGGUUUUCGGGCGCGGGCUAGGUCUUACUGGUAACGCCGUUUGUGACUGACAGCGCGCUAAGACAAAGGUUCCAACACCUGUAGUGCCCGUUCCUUCCUUCUCUCUCCCGGGAGAUGGUUUUGAGACGCUGCUCGACCUGUUCCAACUGAAUCUUCGCGAGUGAUGUGUUCAGCCACGGUGUUGUGAUUGAGCAGGUGUGACUACAACGGCUUCUUCCACGUCUCCGAGUGCGGAGAAAAGCUUCUGUGCCGAAAGUGCGUGCGGUGCUUUUGAGGCAAAUUUUCUUGAAGGAUAGUAGACCGGGAGUACGCAGGAGUGACGACAGCUGAGACCCUGAGUGUUCGUCGUCGUGUCUGACGACUCGGCGCAACCAUCCUGCUCGUGUGACGUUGUAUGGCGUCCAGUCCCCGCGUGCUUCCAUCGAACGGUUCCGGCGGCAUGGUGGUCUCCAAAGGCAAGGUGCGGGCUCCUAGCCCGUCGAGGGAAGACUCGGGCAACGAUUCGGAUGGCGCCGCCGCUGCCGGGGCCAAGGGCGACGCCAGCGGUUCGUCCUACCGAAAGAGGCCAGUGCUCGAAGACUUCGAGAUGAUCAAGACGAUAGGAACGGGCACAUUCGGCCGUGUCUGUCUGUGCCGAGACCGGAGCGGGGCCUUCCACGCCAUGAAGAUCAUGGAGAUCUCCGACAUCUUCCGGCUGAAGCAGGUCGAGCACGUCAAGAACGAGAAGGCCAUCCUGCUACAAGUGCAACACCCGUUCAUCAUCCGCAUGUUCUGGACUCACCACGAUGCGACGAGCCUGUACAUGCUGUUCGAGUACGUCUCCGGAGGCGAGUUGUUCACGUACCUGCGCAACGCUGGUCGCUUCACGUCGGCCACGGGCGCCUUCUACGCGGCUGAGAUCGUGCUCGCCCUGGAGUACCUGCACCGGUUGCACAUCGUGUACCGGGACCUCAAGCCCGAGAACCUCCUGCUGGACAAAGAAGGGCACCUCAAGAUCACCGACUUUGGAUUCGCCAAGAAGCUGCAUGACAGGACGUGGACGCUGUGCGGCACGCCCGAGUACCUGGCACCCGAGAUCAUCCAGAGCAAAGGCCACAACCGUGCAGUUGACUGGUGGGCGCUGGGAGUUCUCAUCUACGAGAUGCUCGCUGGGCACCCUCCCUAUUUGGACGCCAACCCGUUCGCCAUCUACGAGAAGAUUUUGGCCGGAAGAGUGGAGUGGUCAAAGUACAUCGAUCCCAUCGCCAAAGACCUGAUAAAGAAGCUCUUGGUGAACGACCGGACGAGAAGACUUGGAAGCAUGAGGAAUGGUGCUGAAGAUGUCAAGCGGCACAGAUGGUUCAGAGGAAUGAAUUGGGACGACGUUCUCGAGAAGAAACUCAAGCCGCCCAUAGUGCCCAAAGUGUCACACGAUGGGGACACCGGCAAUUUUGACGACUACCCGGAACGGGACACCCUCAUGAAGCGGCCCACUUCGUCCUGCUCGUCGGUCAGCGAAAAGGACGCCGACACGUUCGAUGACUUCUGAAGAGCGAAUCACUGAUUCGCAAUCAAGCCCACGUUGUGGAAGCUGGUGCGAGCCUUGUUAACUCCUUCCGGUCACCGCUACGGAGGAAAAACCUUGACUCAGAAGAAAACCUCUAGUGGCCUGAGAGACUCAACGGGGCAAGGUGGUGGUCACUUCACGUAGUCACUCGCCAAGACAACAUGCGGCCGCCUCCAGCACACCGACGCACUACGUCCCGCAUCGCAGUGGUUGAGCACGAACUUGUAGCCGUGCUUCGAGACGCCGAUGUCUGCAGCUGCCUGUCACGGCUGUGCUGUGGUUUGCGUGGCUGUAGUGCACAAGCCUUCGCUGCUCUCGCUAGACGAAAGGGACCGUAGUGAAGAACAACUACUGUUACGCUCGCAUUGAUGUAGCAUGGUGUUUUGUUGUUGUUUUCUGUCUCUACUUUUACGUAAUCUUUCUCGUCUUCUCAGAUGAGGCACGACGACACUGUCAUGUUAUCGUGCUAUGCUAUUGGCACAGUGUUGAAAAACCUGAUCAUUCAUUACAGAUAAGUGCUUUACACAUGAGCAGCCACUUCGUUUUGGCCACACUGAUGUUUGCACAAACAUUGGUAUUUUCUUACUUUAAACUGCAUGGGGUCAUUUUCUCACUUGGCCAGUGACUGACCGCUGUCAGGUAUUAUGUAGAUCGCGCUUGUGAGCCGCUGCAGCGGUUAAGCUGGAUAGCGAAAAGUUACCCCCUUUGAUGACGACGAAGCAAUUACUGCGGUGUGAAUUUCAAAAAGAGCUUGGAGAAGUUAGCUGUGUGGCAAAAAUGGCUCAGAUUCUCAUGUUGUUCUAGUCACUAAAGGUUUAAAUUCUGUCCUCUAGUCUGUAUAGCGCUGUUAAAUGUUUUUCGGAGCAGUGUUAUAAUCCAGAAUAUGUAAAUGGCGGCUCUGUUGUAGACUU
Rhipicephalus microplus (southern cattle tick) is the source of this 2927-nucleotide messenger RNA. It is a transcript of the gene Pka-C3, whose product is annotated as Protein kinase, cAMP-dependent, catalytic subunit 3. Gene Ontology annotation, molecular function: cAMP-dependent protein kinase activity; ATP binding. The record is from RefSeq and is a predicted model, not a curated record. Gene Ontology annotation, cellular component: cytosol; cAMP-dependent protein kinase complex. Gene Ontology annotation, biological process: protein phosphorylation. Lineage: Eukaryota; Metazoa; Arthropoda; Arachnida; Ixodida; Ixodidae.